Tachysurus fulvidraco (yellow catfish) is the source of this 4786-nucleotide messenger RNA. Its product is annotated as fibronectin type-III domain-containing protein 3A-like. The record is from RefSeq and is a predicted model, not a curated record. Gene Ontology annotation, molecular function: protein binding. Bases 259 to 3777 code for a protein of 1172 amino acids. The transcript has 26 exons. Lineage: Eukaryota; Metazoa; Chordata; Actinopteri; Siluriformes; Bagridae.
CAGAACUUGAUGGCGAUGUAGAAGCGCGAGAUCGGGAAUUCACCUCAGAUGUCUCCUCUUUCAGCCAAGUGGAGGUUGUGGUGGGGAUGAACGCAAUCAAGCAGACUUAACGGAAUAACGAGGAUCUCGGGGACGGAUUCAAAUCGAUUUGCGACCCAUCGCCAUCUCGUGUAAUCACAUGCGAGCGUCUGCGUCGUCCAUGUCUUCUCCGUUCCGGCACUAUUGCGGAGUUGAUGUCAAUGAACUCUCUCUUCAGCUAUGAUGACAGAUCAGCACCUCCCACUUUUGGAGGCCACGCCCAUGCUGGCUGAAAUGCCCCUCUACCCACACAUGCUCAGCCGAGACGGCAUGCAGCAGAUGGUCCUGGUACAGGUCAAUCCAGGAGAGACUUUUACUGUACGCACAGAUGAUGGCCAGAUUCAGUGCAUUACAGGUCCUGCGCAGGUGCCCAUGGUGUCCCCUAAUGGCACCAUGCCACCCAUUUUUGUGCCUCCAGGUUACAUAUCUCAGGUGGUGGAGGAGAACGGCAUGUGGAAGGUGCUGGUUCUGCCUCAUACGAUGGAGUUUCAUCCCUCUUUACCCCCUGUACCUCCACAUCUCCCACUGUACACCCCACCACAGCCAGCCAUGCUGCACCACCCACACUUUUACCCCACCGAGCUCUCUCCUCACUACAUACACCAGCUGCCUGCACUUCCUGUCUACAAUGAGCAGGAUAUGAUGUGCCACAGUGUGUCAGUGCCCAUUCGUGAUGAACGUGCAGUAAAAAUGCAGGAUCAGCUACAGCGGAGGCUGAAAGGCGGGCAUCUGGGAGCUGCUAACGGCAUGCCACUCACCCACAACGGACACGGCAAAGUUCGGACAGGCAUGGCUGCUUCUCCAACACCACCACGUCUUAAACACUCAGUCCGGAACAGAGGCUCUCCUCCAAGCGAUUACGAGGUUAAAGCUGCAGAUCCUGAAGAGGAAAUGAGGCGAGUGCAAGAGCUGCUGUCUACUGUAUGCAAACCCACAGUGGGCAGCAUCACGUCACACUCUGCAGUUCUCUCCUGGCGUCCUCCACUCCCUAUACUGUCAGAAGCAGAUACACACUUACACUCAUACCCAGCCCUGCCGCUCAGCUACGAGCUGGCCUUGUCUCAGAGUGGCACAGAGGGAGAUUUCAAACUUGUGUACCAAGGAAAAGACACUACGCAUACACUGGGAGAGCUCAGACCUGCGACACAUUAUUACGCCAGGGUGUGUGUGGCUUGUAGGUCAAUGAAGGGAGCCCCAUCAGAGAGUGUAAAUUUCACUACACUGUGCAGCGUUCCCGACACUCCUGCAGUCCCCCGAUUUAUCCAGCGCACCAAGAGCUCAAUUAGCCUCCAGUGGAGAUCCCCCAAUGACAACGGCUCAAAAAUAACUGGGUUUUGCUUGGAAUACCACGAGCAGGGAAAACAAAGUGCAUUUAUGGAGGUUUACAGUGGCCUUGCCAAGCAGUACAAAGUUGUGCACCUCAUGCCUUCAACAAAAUAUGCCUUCAGACUUGCUGCUAAAAACGAUGUAGGAAUGAGUGCCUUCAGUGCUGUUCUGAGUUGUUGCACAGACAGCUGUGUCGUGUCUCCUCCUGCUCCUCCACCUCCACCUCGUCUGAUGGAGGCUGGAGUAACAUGGCUGAGUCUCGAGUGGAGCACCCCCUGUGGGACGGUUAGUCGAGACACACACUCUUACAUACUGGAGAUGGAAGAGAUUGGAUCGGGGUGUGGAUUUCAGCCGAAGCACAGUGGAGAGGAGCAGUCAUGUAUAGUGAGCGAGCUCAGGCGAUACACCUCCUAUCGUUUCAGGGUGUCUGUGGCUGGACAAGAGGGUUACAGUGUGUCUAGUGCAGUAGUGGACUAUAGAACACUGCCAGACCAACCAGGCAGCCCAGGAAAACCAUCAGUGUACAAUUCUGUACAACCACACAGCCUGCAUGUUGUCUGGGAGGCCCCAGAUGAUGACGGAGGCUCGCCAAUCUCUCUAUAUAUACUGGAACUCAGUCAGAACGACCACCACUGGGAUGUCGUGUACCGUGGGCCUCUCAGACAGUAUGUGUGUGAGGGCUUACAGGAGGGCAGAUGGUACAAACUGCGGGUGUACUGUGAGAAUUUGGGAGGUCAGAGCCAGGUGUCGGAGAGUCUCUGUGUGCAGAUGGCUCCUCUGCCUCCUGGACCAUGCUGUGCCUUACACCCUGCAGAGGGAGCCACAUCCUCAGAGAUUUUACUAUCAUGGGAUGCUCCGGUGUGUGACGGAGGGGCUGCAGUGUCUCAGUACUGUGUGGAAAUGGCUCGGUCAGUGGGAGACUCUCCACAGCAGGUGUACCAGGGUUCAGAUCCCUACUGCACUGUGGGACAACUGCUUCCUGGCACAUCCUACCUGUUCUGGGUGAAAGCUUACAAUGCAGCAGGGUGGAGUCCACUUUCAGAUGUGUGCCAAGCCUCCACGACACCAGGAGGCCCUGAGCAGUGCAGUGUCCCAAAUCUUACACUGAGCUCUUGUAACAGCGUACUGGCCACCUGGGAGAGCCCACCCUGUAAUGGGUCAGAAGUGUAUGAGUUUCAGAUGGAGUGGGGUCCGAAGGAAAGUGCCCUGGAUGUGCUGUAUACUGGGUCUUUAUCUCAGUAUGAAGUGAGAGACUUGCAGCCUGCCACACAGUACUAUUGCAGAGUGCAGGCAGUCAAUGCUGUUGGGGCAGGCCUCUUCAGCGAUUUUGCCACAGUGAAGACCCCACCAUCAGUACCAGCAGCUGUGGAGCAUGUGGAGGAAAUUAGGGCAGAUUCUCUGGCUACUGGUACAGUGUGCAGCACAUCUAACAGUUUGGCUGUAAGGUGGACAGAACCUAAUUGUCAUGGAGCAGAGAUUUCUGGAUACAACAUAGACUUUGGAGAGGAGCAGCCUCUGUCUGUAGGGAGGACUAACUACCACAUACUGGAAAAUCUUCAUUCGGACACUAUGUAUAGGAUACGGGUGCAGGCAGUGAAUUGCAUCGGUGCUGGUCCUUUUAGCACAGUGCUAAAGCUCAGGACACGACCCUUGCCACCUGAACCCCCAGGGCUGGAGUGUGUGGUGGCUGGACCUCAGAGUCUGAAGCUGAAAUGGGGAGACAGGCUUCAGAACAGUCAUGGCACUCAUUACUGUUUGCACAUGCAAGCUGCCACGGACAGGAUGGUUUGCAUCUACAGCGGCCCGUGCCACACAUUUAAAGUGCAGCGACUGUGUGAGGCUACCGAGUACCAGUUCAGCAUUCAGGCUCAAAGUGUAGCAGGCAUGGGCCCCCUCUCUCCACCCUACACCUUCAGCACCACCCGCUCUCCACCACCUCAGCUCAAACCACCAACAGUUGAACUGGUCGAGUGGAACAGGUAUACAGUCACGUGGGAGGCUCUUCAGGCCAUGAGAGGAGACCCAAUUGUUUAUGUGCUGCAGCUGCUGAGGGGCCGUGAAGUGGAGCAGCUGUAUAAGGGCUCUGGAACCUCAUACACAUGGCAUAACUCCACAGUGAGUAGCAUGUGUCGCCUGCGUGUGUGUGCUGGGCGUCGGAGCACAGAUGGUGGAGAGCUGUGGGGUCAGUGCAGCCUCAGCACGGCCCUCCCUGCAACUAAACCACCCCGGAUCUCAAGCUCCCACAAUCCCCAGCCCAAGAAGAGUUGGUCUCUUGCAGAUGAGCGCUUUGCAAGUGUUCUGCUUCUGGGCUUUGUCAUACUAGCCAUUCUGUUUGCUGUGCUCAUCCAGUACUUUAUCAUCGAGGUGCCGUGAGGAGAUGAAGGGAGAGAUUUGGUUGGAGGAAAGGAAGCAAGGUGAUAAAAGACGGAGAAAGAACGAAAAAGCGGCGUGUUAGAGCAGAGCAGGCCUCGAAGCACAUAGCCGCACUGGCUAGCACAGAGCAUUUUACAAUGGUCAUUCUUCUUCUUAUUAUUAUUAUUAUUAUUAUUAUUAUUCUUUUUUAAUGACUAUUAAUGCAUGGAGGAAAGAAAUCUAUAUAUGGCAUCAGUAGGUACUUUGUUAUGUAAACUGUGACGACUGAGACUUCAGUGUGCCGUCGGGGUACUUUUUAGAAGGUCACUUCACAGUAAUAGCCAGAUUUUUAUUAUUAUUUCACACGAAUACAGAUUAUUUUUAGAUCACAGAAACGUCUCUAGGCAAGGACGAUCACUCAUCACUCCGCAAGAACUUGGCUGCUAUUUCGUACACAGCAGCCUUUUCCGAACGUUAAAGGACCUCAUUCUCAGUUUGGAGGUCAUGUGAUUUCUUCUGGAACAGCCUUGAAGAUUUUUACAUCAGUGAAGUUUCUGUCACUAUAGAAAGAUGAAGUCUUAUAGGCUGAGUGCUUUUUGCUGCAUUAGAAUAAUAAUAGGAGGCUUUCGGGGCUUUUUUAUUUGCGCAUAUCAUGUAGGCUGUAUUCCAAUUGUUCUGUUUUUCAGUAUAAGUGUUAAAAGGGAGAUCGUGCCAAAGCUUUCAUAGACAUAUACAAAGGAGCAUACUCAUACGACUGGAGUCUCGUACUCUCAUCUGCAGAGAAGACAUAUUUUUUAUGUUUAAGAAUUUAUAACAACAUAACCACAUUAUUCCAUAAUAAUUCCAUUCAUUUAUCCAAGACAUUGGGAGAGCUAGAUUUUUUUUUUAUGUUCUGCUGUCACCAGUGUGUUCUUCUAUGAUAGACUAUACAUACAUUCUAGCUAUGUUCAUGUACAUACAGAUAUGGCAGUAUUGCUUAGAUAGCCGAUAUGGAUAUGCAUUUGUUAUAAAUGUCUCUAUUUAGCUCAAA